CUAGGGUCUGCCCGGCGCGAGCCGCGGGGUUGAGACCACACCUCGCCACGAGAGUCUUUGUGCAAGACUCUCACGGGGGACCCGGAAAUGGACAGAUGGAAGGGGAAAAGGUGCCGGAAGCGAGAGAUUUUCCCGACCCCUUAGCCCCAAAUCUCCCUCGUUUUCACGGGUCAAGGUUCACCAAACGGGGCUUAAGGUCCGCCCCAUACAUCCCACCUGGCCCCGUACCAAUAGGCUUUGUGGUAUGCACUCACUUCGGACACGUUUCGUAUCACAUUUCGACUUAUCAUUCCCAUUGUACCCUCGAUAUUAAUCUCAACUUCCCCAAAGGCGCACAGUCGUCAGGUUCUGGGAGCACGCGGGGCGGUGAUCGCAUUUCAAACGGCCAUUCAUCCCGGAGAUGCGACGCGGAUAACGUCCUCUCUUAUCGUGCGUACAGCGAGCACGGGGUGGCCGGGGCGGGCGGUGCUUCACCAGGGAACGUCUCCCAUCGGGAUGGCCACCAUGUUAUCGAUCCAAGCCCAGGCAUGGCGGCGGGGGGCGGUUACGGGGGUCGCUGCACCGGCCAUGUUAGGACCACGGAGGAAAAACGAGGGACGAGAGAAAAGAUUCGCGUCUGCUGCCAACACGUGUCAGGGGGAGGAAAAGCGUCCAUAUGUUCUGUGUCAUCAUCAUCAUCCUCAUCAUCGUCACCGGGGUUGGUCACCGGUACCGUGGUACUCGCAGGUUGUUGUGGGAGGACACGCGCCAGGUCUGUGCGUAAGCAAGCCAGGAUUAAUGUGGGGAGGUUGGGCAGGAAGGAGAGGGAAAGCGAUAGGAGAGGAGGAGGAGGAGGAGUAGGAAUGAGGCAAGGCAGUGAACAUGCUAAUUCAACUAAUUAUCCUCAUAAUGGUUUGGCUUUUCCGUCUCAAACGUUUGAUCACGGGCCUGAUAAUGAGACAUGGCGAGGGAAAUCAUCACCGGCAAGGCAAAGGCAGAGCUCUCCAACCCGGGGAGGGGAGAGUGUGGUAGGCCUACGGGGGAGUUAUUUAGGCAGUAGGGACGAAGUAGGAAUGGGGGGUGGGUGUUUAGGCGAGUUUACGGCCCCCCUGAGAGACGUAGCAGGGCGUAAUCUCGACAACCAAUUUAAACCCGGACAAAUCUCAAUUAUGCCCUGCCCUUUUCAUCAGUCCAACAGAAAAGGCUCAUCUGUCAGUUGUAUGGCUAAACCCGAUAAAAAACGAGCAGAAGAACUCCGAGGAAGUAUUAAAACCCCGAAACCGCUGGCUCAUUCAAACGGAAAGAAAACCGCAGCCCUUGCGUGUUUCAGUGACUCAGGAUCCUCCGCGCUCAUUACGUUUCCCGUCAACUUCCAGGGUCACGCAUCAUCGGAACAACACAGUCAGUUUAAGCCCCGCGUUCUUGCGCAGACUCCUCGCGUCCCGGCCCAGCUCACGCGUCAUUUCUCGGAAGCCCACCUGACCGCGCGCCGCGGUGACUCAGGCGCGCACCUCGGAGUGAAGCUCGCUUCAGCACCGAGGACAGCUCCGGGGGAAGGGCAUUCAAACUCCUCGCGUAUCGCUCCGAACGAGGACACUGACUCACCUACACGUCAGUUCAAGCAGGAGUUCACGGUAUAUGUGUGGAGUGGAUACAACGUUAAUAACAAUAAUGGCAAUAAUAACAACAACAAUAACGUCAAAAGUGUGGACAAAACCCCCAAUGGUAACAACCACGAAGAAUCUGCGAGCGUCCAGUGGCCGUCUCCUCAAACGGCGGGACACCGAUCCGAUUCAACCGUCGGACAGGUGUCCCCCGAUGAUCAGAGCGCAGCAACGCGCCCCCAGAUCUCCCUGUCCCGGCAGCGGCGGGGGGGCGGCUCCCUGAGACAGUUCCCUCACAUCUUGCGCGCCGACAGCUUAGCCGCCGACCGGGAGGGCACGCGCACGCAAUUAAAAUCCGGUAAGCGAGUGCCGUUGGAUCCCAAAGGUGUCAGUCAUUCGGAGAGCUGGCAGAUGGUGACUGAGGACGAGGGAGAAGGGGAGAGGGAGGCGGAAGCCGAGCGACGGGCUGGAGGGGAAUUACAGGUGGGGGAGGGGGAGGGCGGGACCAGCGUCGCUCGGCAGGGGGAGGCAGCGGCGAUCGGGGAGGUGGGAGUUUGGGUGAGCACCGCGAUCCUGACAAAGACAAGGCAGGAAAACGGGACUGCUUGGGGACUGGAGGAAGUGGGAGGAGGGGCGGAGACAGGGAGAGGUCAGGAGAGGGCCAGCGGGGGAGAGGAGCCCAGCAUGGGCAGAGCGGAGGGGGGGGGGCAGGGGAAGGAGGAGGAGGGUCAGAGUUCAAGGGGAGAGAGGAAGCUGGACUGGCUGAUUAUAGAGGCGGAGGCCGGGGCCCCGGAGGAGCUGAGGGAGGAGGAGGAGGAGGAGGAGCCAGGGAAGGGGGAGGGCUUGCCACGCCCCCGUCGGGCGGCAAACCGGCAACCCAACUUCUCCCUGUACAACUACCAGGUCCAGAUCCCUGAGAACCAGCCGCCCGGCACCUCGGUCAUGGCCAUGUCCGCCACGGACCCCGACGGCGGGGACGGGGGCCGGGUGGUCUACUCCAUGGCCCCGCUGAUGAACAGCCGCUCCUCCGACUUCUUCCACAUCAGCCCCGAGUCGGGGCUCAUCAGCAGCACCCAGGUGCUGGACCGCGAGCACAUGGACCUGCACUACUUCCGGGUCACGGCCACGGACUCGGGGUCGCCGCGCCUCUCGGGCACCACCAUGGUGGCCAUCACGGUGGCCGACCGCAACGACCACUCGCCCAUCUUCGAGCAGACGGAGUACCGGGAGACCAUCCGGGAGAACGUGGAGGAAGGCUACCCCAUCCUGCAGCUGCGGGCCACCGACCUGGACUCGCCGUCCAACGCCAACAUCCGCUACCGCUUCAUCGGGGACACGGUGGGGCAGGCGCGGGCUGCCUUCGAGGUGGACCCCCGCUCGGGGCUCAUCACCACGCGGGGCUCGGUGGACCGCGAGACCAACGAGCACUACACGCUGCAGGUGGAGGCCAGCGACCAGGGCAAGGAGCCCGGCCCGCGGUCGGCCACCGUGCGCGUCUUCAUCACCGUGCUGGACGAGAACGACAACGUGCCGCAGUUCAGCGAGAAGCGCUACGUGGUGGCGGUGCGGGAGGACGUGCGGCCGCACUCGGAGAUCCUGCGGGUGAGCGCCACGGACCACGACAAGGACGGCAACGCCGCCGUGCACUACAACAUCAUCAGCGGCAACAGCCGCGGGCAGUUCAACAUCGACAGCGUGACCGGGGAGAUCCAGGUGGUGGCGCCGCUGGACUACGAGGCGGAGCGGGAGUACACCCUGAGGGUGCGCGCCCAGGACAACGGGCGCCCGCCCCUGUCCAACAACACGGGCAUCGUCAGCGUGCAGGUGACCGACGUCAACGACAACCCGCCCAUCUUCGUGUCCACGCCGUUCCAGGCGUCGGCCCUGGAGAGCGCCCCGAUCGGCAGCUCCAUCCUCCACAUCCAGGCCAUCGACACGGACUCCGCGGACAACGCGCGGCUGGAGUACCGGCUGACGGGCACGGGAACGGACACGCCGUUCGUCAUCAACGGCGCCACGGGGUGGGUCACGGUGCGCUCGGCCCUCGACCGGGAGUCGGUGGAGCACUACUUCUUCGGCGUGGAGGCCCGGGACUACGGCAUGCCCCCUCUGUCCGCCACGGCGAGCGUGACCAUCACGGUGAUGGACGUCAACGACAACCGGCCCGAGUUCGUCCAGAAGGAGUACUUCUCGCGUCUGAACGAGGACGCGGUGGUGGGCACCAGCGUGGCCAGCGUCACGGCGGUGGACCGCGACGUCAACAGCGCCGUCACCUACCAGAUCACCGGGGGCAACACCCGCAACCGCUUCGCCAUCAGCACGGCGGGCGGGGCGGGGCUGCUGUCCCUGGCCCUGCCGCUGGACUACAAGCAGGAGCGGCGCUACGUGCUGACGGUCACCGCCUCCGACCGCACGCUCCACGACACCUGCCAGGUGCACGUCAACAUCACGGACGCCAACACGCACCGGCCCGUGUUCCAGAGCGCCCACUACUCCAUCAGCGUCAACGAGGACCGGCCGCCCGGCAGCACGGUGGUGGUGAUCAGCGCCACGGACGACGACGUGGGCGAGAACGCCCGCAUCACCUACCUCCUGGAGGACAACAUCCCGCAGUUCCGCAUCGACCCGGGCACGGGCGCCAUCACGCUGCAGGCGGAGCUGGACUACGAGGACCAGAUGACCUACACGCUGGCCAUCACGGCCAAGGACAACGGCAUCCCGCAGAAGUCGGACACCACGUACGUGGAGGUGAACGUGAACGACGUGAACGACAACGCGCCGCAGUUCAUGAGCCCGCGCUACCAGGGCUCGGUGACGGAGGACGCCCCGCCCUUCACCAGCGUGCUGCAGAUCUCCGCCACGGACCGGGACGCGCACGCCAACGGCCGCGUGCAGUACACCUUCCAGAACGGCGAGGACGGCGACGGCGACUUCACCAUCGAGCCCACCUCGGGCAUCGUGCGGACGGUGCGCCGGCUGGACCGCGAGAGCGUGCCCUUCUACGAGCUCACCGCCUUCGCCGUGGACCGCGGCGUGCCCCCGCAGCGCACGCCGGUCCACAUCCAGGUGACGGUGCUGGACGUCAACGACAACGCGCCCGUGUUCCCCGCCGACGACUUCGAGGUGCUGGUGAAGGAGAACAGCGCCGUGGGCUCGGUGGUGGCGCAGAUCACCGCCACCGACCCCGACGAGGGCGCCCACGCCCAGAUCAUGUACCAGAUCGUGGAGGGGAACAUCCCCGAGAUCUUCCAGAUGGACAUCUUCUCGGGCGAGCUCACCUCGCUCAUCGACCUGGACUACGAGGCCCGCAGCGAGUACGUCAUCGUGGUGCAGGCCACGUCGGCGCCGCUGGUCUCGCGCGCCACCGUGCGCAUCCGCCUGGUGGACCAGAACGACAACCGGCCCACCAUGAAGGACUUCCAGAUCAUCUUCAACAACUUUGUGUCCAACCGCUCCAACAGCUUCCCCAGCGGCGUCAUCGGGCGGGUCCCGGCCCACGACCCGGACGCGUCGGACCGCCUGUACUACACCAUCGACCGCGGCAACGAGCUCAACCUGCUGCUGCUCAACCACACCAGCGGGGAGAUCCGCCUGAGCCGGAAGCUGGACAACAACCGGCCGCUGGUGGCGCCCAUGCUGGUCACAGUCACAGACGGCGUGCACCGCAUCUCGGCGCAGUGCGUGCUGCGCGUGCUCAUCAUCACCGAGGACAUGCUGGGCAGCAGCGUCACCGUGCGCCUGCAGAACAUGUCCCAGGAGCACUUCCUGUCGCCGCUGCUCGGCCACUUCCUGGAGGGCGUGUCGGCCGUGCUGUCGGUGCCCGUGGAGGACGUGUUCGUGUUCAACGUGCAGCCCGACCUGGACGCGGCGUCGGCCAAGGACGGGCGCAUGGCAAUCCUCAACGUUAGCUUCUCGGCGGCGCUGCCCGGCGGACAGUACUUCCCCUCGGAGGCGCUGGAGGAGCAGCUGUACCUGAACCGGCCGCGCCUCACCGCCCUGGCCCAGAUGGAGGUCCUGCCGUUCGACGACAACGUGUGUCUGCGCGAGCCCUGCCAGAACUACAUGAAGUGCAUCUCGGUGCUGCGCUUCAACAGCUCCGCCCCCUUCAUCUCCUCCCCCUCCAUCCUGUUCCGGCCCAUCCACCCCAUCGCCGGCCUGCGCUGCCGCUGCCCCGCCGGCUUCACCGGGGACUACUGCGAGACGGAGAUCAACCUGUGCUACUCCAACCCCUGCCUGAACGGCGGCGUGUGCGCCCGCACCGAGGGGGGCUACACCUGCAUCUGCCGGGAGAACUACACCGGGGACCGCUGUGAGGUGGACCGCCGGGGGGGCCGCUGCGUCCCGGGCGUGUGCCGUAACGGGGGGACGUGCCGGGAGCUGUCGGGCGGGGGGUUCCGCUGCGAGUGCCCGGCGGGCGGGGGCUACGAGCGGCCCUACUGCUCCGUCACCGCCCGCUCCUUCCCGCCCAAGUCCUUCGUCAUGUUCCACGGGCUGCGGCAGCGCUUCCACCUCUCCAUCUCCCUCACCUUCGCUACCCUGGAGAGCAACGGGCUCCUGUUUUACAACGGACGCUUCAACGAGAAACACGACUUCAUCGCUCUGGAGAUACAGGAUGGACAAGUGAUGCUGAAGUACUCCACAGGGGAGCUGUCCACUCAGGUGAGCCCCUUCCUACCGGGUGGGGUGAGUGAUGGAGAGUGGCACACCGUCCACAUCCACUACUACAAUAAGCCCAGUACUAUAGGUCGCUAUCCCCGGCGCAGCUCCAGCGGCGAGCCCCAGGGUCCAUCGGACGAGAAAGUGGCGGUGGUGAGCGUGGACGACUGUGACACGGCCGUGUCGCUGCGCUUCGGCCCGCAGCUGGGGAACUACACCUGCGCCGCCCAGGGCCAGCAGACCAGCAGCAAGAAGUCCCUGGAUCUGACGGGCCCCUUGUUCCUGGGUGGGGUCCCCAACGUGCCGGACAACUUCCCAUUCGGGGCAAGAGAGUUCAUUGGCUGCAUGAAGGACCUCCACGUGGAUAGCAAGCCUCUGGACCUGGCGGCCUUCAUCGCCAACAACGGCACCGUCCCUGGCUGCAGCGCGAAGCUACCUUUCUGUAAGUCCAACCCCUGCCAGAACGGAGGAACUUGCAGCGACAGCUGGGAGACCUUCUCCUGUGAGUGCCCCCUGGGGUUCGGAGGAAAGGACUGCAGCCAUGCCAUGCGCCAUGCCCACCGGUUCCUUGGAAACAGCGCCCUCUGGUGGGACCUGAAGAACGACGUGACCAUCUCCACCCCCUGGUACCUGGGCAUGGUGUUCCGGACCAGGGCCCGUGACGGGACCCUGCUACAGGCCCAGGCGGGCCAGUACACCAGUCUGCUGUUCCAGGUGGUGAACGGUCAGCUGGUGUUCUCGGUGACCCGCGGCUCCACCCGGCCCGUGCGGCUGAAGCUGGACCAGGUCCUGGUGGCGGACGGCCGCUGGCACGACCUGCAGCUGGAGCUCAGGGACGUGCGGAGCGGCCGCGAGAUGCGCUACGUCGCCACGCUACGCCUGGACUUUGGCCUCUACCAGGGAACGGUGAUCGUGGGGAAUGAGAUCCACGGGCUGAAGGUGAAACACCUGCAUGUGGGCGGAGUCCUGGGCUCGGGGGAGGUGCAGAACGGCAUCAAGGGAUGCAUCCAGGGCGUUCGCCUGGGGGUGAGGCCGGAUGCCCCUCCCCUUCCCCAUCCAUCAAAGUCUGUCAAGGUGGAGAAAGGCUGUAAUGCGGGAACUCCCUGCAGCUCCUCCCCUUGCCCCGCCCACAGCCUCUGCUCUGACCAAUGGGAGCGACAUGCCUGCAUUUGCGAGCCAGGCUACUACGGUAGGGGCUGUACGGACGCCUGCCACCUCAAUCCGUGUGAGAACACCGCCCAGUGUCACCGCAAGCCCAGCACCUCCCAUGGCUACAGCUGCGACUGUGGGGACAAUCACUACGGACAGUACUGCCAGCACAGGAUUGACCACCAGUGUCCCAGAGGUUGGUGGGGGUCUCCCACCUGUGGACCGUGUCACUGUGACGUCACUAAAGGCUUUGACUCUGACUGCAACAAAACCAGCGGAGUCUGCCACUGCAAGGAGUUUCACUAUUGGCCCCGGGGAAGCGACUCCUGUCUGCCGUGCGACUGCUACCCGGUUGGCUCCUUCUCCAGGUCAUGUGACCAGGAGGUGGGCCAGUGCCAAUGCAGGCCCGGAGUGAUUGGCCGACAGUGCAACGUGUGCGACAACCCGUUUGCCGAGGUCACCAAUUCAGGCUGCGAAGUGAUCUAUGACGGUUGUCCCAAGACCAUCACGCUGAGCAUCUGGUGGCCAAGGACCAAGUUCAACCUGCCGGCCGUGGUGGCCUGUCCUAAAGGAUCCAUCGGCGCUGCCAUCAGACACUGUGACCAGGAGAGGGGCUGGCUGGAGCCGGACCUGUACAACUGCACCUCUCCCCCCUUCGUGGAGCUCAACAUCCCCCUGGAGUCCCUGGAGCGCAACGAGACGGAGCUGAGCACCAUCGUGGAGAAGAAGCUGGCCCACCAGCUGCGCGAUGUCACCGAGGCCACGUCCCGUCUCUACGGCAACGACCUGCAGAUCGCCGAGCGGCUGCUGUCCCGCCUCCUGGCGUUCGAGACGCAGCAGACGGGCUUCGGACUCACGGCCACGCAGGACGCCCACUUCAACGAGAACAUUCUCCGCGGCUGCAGCGGCGUGCUGGGGGCGGACACGGCCGGGCUGUGGCGCGCCCUGGCCCAGAACCAGAACCACCCGCUGGCCGGGGGCCCCGGGGGGCUGGCGGAGCUCCUGGAGCAGUACGCCCAGACCCUGGCCCAGAACAUGAAGCUGACCUACCUCAACCCCGUGGCCUUAGUGGCCCCCAACAUAGUGAUGAACCUGGACCGCGUGGAGAACCACACCCACGUGCGCCGGCGUUUCCCCCGCUACCACGCCCCUCUGUUCCGCGGCCAGGCCCUGUGGGACCCCCACACCCACGUGGUGCUGCCCCCUGCUGCCCUGGUGCCGCAACGACACCAGCAGCACAGCUGGAAGGAGAGGGAGCGCAUGGAGAAAGAGCUUCCCCUGAGCGUCGCUCCCGCCCCCGUCAGCGUCUCAGCCAAUCAGACGGUGGAGUACGCCGCGGCCAGGCGCGCUGUUUCACUGCCCGAGCCGCCAAUCACCAUCGUGAUCCUGCUGAUCUACCGCAGCCUGGGGUCCGCCCUCCCUCCGAAGUACCACACUGACCGCCGGGGCGUCAGAUUGCCCAGACAUCCAGUAAUGAACUCCCCAGUGGUCAGCGUGUCCGUGUAUAACAACCAGACCUUUGUGGGCGGGCACUUGGACCAGCCCCUCCUAUUGGAGUUCAAGCUCCUGGCCAAUCGCAGCAAGCCUCUUUGUGUGCAGUGGAAUCACAGCAGCACGUCUGAGUCGGGGGGUUGCUGGACGGUGCGGGACUGCAUAGUGGUGUACAGGAACAUGUCCCACGUCCGCUGUCAGUGCCACCGGCUGGGAACCUUCGCGGUGCUGAUGGACAGCUCCCACAGAGAGCAGCUGGAGGGGGACCUGGAGACCCUGGCGGUGGUGAGCUACGCGGCGCUGGUGGUGUCCAUGCUGGCCCUGCUGCUCACCGUGCUGCUGCUGUCCUGCCUGCGCGGCCUCAAGUCCAACACGCGCAGCAUCCACUCCAACAUGGCCGCCGCCGCGCUGCUCUCCCAGCUCGUCUUCCUGCUGGCAUCAACCAGACCGAGCAGCAGGUGAGGGGCGGGGGGUCUGUGGGGGGGUGUGUGUGUGUGUGUGGGGGGGUGUGUGUGUGUGUGGGGGGGGGGGCUUUUUAUCUUGUAUUUGAUCAUAUCUAUACGCAUGUGAUUGAGAGAGGGUGAACUAGAGAGAGGGCGUGGAUGUGUGUGUGUGUGUGUGUGUGUGUGUGUGUGUGUGUGUGUGUGUGUGUGUGUGUGUGUGUGUGUGUGUGUGUGUGUGUGUGUGUGUGUGUGUGUGUGUGUGUGUGUGUGUGUGUGUGUGUGUGUGUGUGCACGCACACCCAGCAUGAAAUCGCGAGAUGGCCGUUGACCCGGCAUGUUUCACAGUACAGCGGUUUAUUACAGAGACACAAUCACAGCCGUUAAACCUCUACACCACACGAGCACUGUUACUACCCUGGGCUGCUCACAGUGUGUGUGUGUUUAAUCAGAUAGUUCUGUGUCUUCAUGGACUAUCUAAUUGAUAUGCCGUGUGUGUGUGUGUGUGUGUGUGUGUGUGUGUGUGUGUGUGUGUGUGUGCGUUUAAUCAGAUAGUUCGGUGUCUUCAUGGACUAUCUAAUUGAUAUGCUGUGUGUGUGU
Molecule: messenger RNA, 9919 nt
Organism: Gadus macrocephalus (Pacific cod)
Lineage: Eukaryota; Metazoa; Chordata; Actinopteri; Gadiformes; Gadidae
Product: cadherin EGF LAG seven-pass G-type receptor 3-like
Biological process (GO): G protein-coupled receptor signaling pathway; homophilic cell-cell adhesion
Cellular component (GO): plasma membrane
Molecular function (GO): G protein-coupled receptor activity; calcium ion binding
Source: RefSeq, a predicted model, not a curated record